CUUCCAGCCUUCUUUUGUUGUUGCAGCGAUCGUACCAUGCAAUGUGAGAUUGGCAUUCAAUGAGCUCAUCGGAGACACCGUGACCUUCGACGCUCUUGGGGGCCCAUACACUAUGCAGGUCGAGAAGGGGCGAAAGAUAACCCAGAUAGGAGGAGAUGAUUGGGAUCGUUUCAUCGCCCGCAUGCGUCUUAGUGGGGGUGAAUUGAUCAGCUUCUCCUUCAGAAGAGAUAGGCCCAGGAUUUAUGUUAUCUAUCUAAAUUUGAUUCCGGAUAGUGAGGAUGAAGUUCAUGAGGAGGAAGAUGGUGCUGAUUCAGAUGAUGACGAUUCAGAUGAUGAUGAGAACCCACUUGUUGAAUACCUGUAUGCCCAAGGACUCAGACUGGGCGACGAGGAAAUCGGCAACCUCUGGGACAUGCUUCCGCUACGUGAAGACUACCUAGGGAAGCCAUUCGUGACCCGCCUCACAAGGACGAAUGUUAAACAGCAUAUCAUGGUAUGUUACUUAGUGUGGUAAUUACAUGAUAUGCAUUCUUAGUUAGUGUAGUAGUUCAUAUGAUAUGCAUGUUGUAGUACUGUGAUGAGAGGCCUAGUUUAGAAUUCAUUUAGUGAAGAAUUUUAUGACAUGCAUGUAGUGUAGUAAUAUGCGAUGAUAUGCUUAGUGUACGCAGUAAUCUAAUGAUAUGCCUAAUUACUGUAGUAAUUUGAUGCUUGGCGUAUAGUGUAGUGAUGUGAUGAUAUAUAUGCUCAGUGUUGAAUCCAAUGAUAUAUGUGUCUUGAAGUGUAUGCUUUGUUGAUAAUUGCACGUGACAUGAUCAUAUAUCAUGUCAACUGUUUUCAGAAAUUACCUAAGAGGUUACUUGAUAGCUGUGGCAUCGACCCGGACGAAGAAGGCAUGGCUGCUGGACUACGCCUUACCAGAACGGGCUCCAUCACCAGCUGUGCCUAUGCAGUGGACACGGACGGUCGCACUGUCUUGAGAAGGGCA
Aegilops tauschii subsp. strangulata is the source of this 985-nucleotide messenger RNA. The record is from RefSeq and is a predicted model, not a curated record. NCBI's taxonomy places the organism in Eukaryota, Viridiplantae, Streptophyta, Magnoliopsida, Poales, Poaceae.